Diaporthe batatas is the source of this 3473-nucleotide messenger RNA. RefSeq lists its product as uncharacterized. Gene Ontology annotation, cellular component: nucleus. The transcript has 2 exons. Gene Ontology annotation, molecular function: ATP-dependent chromatin remodeler activity; chromatin binding; DNA binding. The coding region runs from base 193 to 3276 and encodes 1027 amino acids. NCBI's taxonomy places the organism in Eukaryota, Fungi, Ascomycota, Sordariomycetes, Diaporthales, Diaporthaceae. The record is from RefSeq and is a predicted model, not a curated record.
CUUUACGCGCUAGGUAUCCCUCUGGGCUUUGAGCAGCGUCCCCUUCAGUAACGAAUGCACUUUUGGAUCGGAUUUGAAUUUCCUUUCAGACUUCAACCUCCCAAAACGCCACCACCCAACCCGGUUGAACCUCAAAAGCACAAUUGUUUGCGUAUCCAGUCAACCUACUACUGUCACCAUUGUACUUGAACCAUGAGUUCCUCCCCCUUCACCUCGCCCGCGCGCGAGGUUGUCCCUGCGACUAGCAGCCCGCCUGCCGGUCUCGAGGAAGACCCGAUUGCCAUCAGCUCCGACGACGACGACCUAAUGCUGCAGGCCUCCUCCCACGUGUCGCCCUACUUCACACAACCCACUCAGAUCCUCAGUAAACCGGCAAUCAAGCCGAUUACCCAGCCGACCCAGCCGACUCAAGCGACGCAUGUCACGCAAGCCACCCAGAUCGUCAGCGACCGCCCAAGGCUUGGCCUUAGUGCCACCGUCAAGAAGUCGCCGUCCACCUCGCCUCAGUCUAACGGCACCAGAGUCGAGGUCCCUGCAUCCUCGCCCUACCAGCGACCGGCUCUGCCGUCUGCCUUCUCGCGGUUGAUGGCCCCUGCUGGCACCUCUUUCAAGCCUCCCCCCAGGAUCAAUACCAAGCCCGUCCCCGAGUCCCCGGUGAAGAGACUAUCUCUCAAGCGUGACUACGCCUCGGACGAUGAGCUAAAAACAUCCCCCACUCAAUAUGCUGCCGACAGUUCUGGCGACGAGCGGCCCGCGCGAGGCGACAUUCAGCGGUCCUCCUUCCAGCGUCAGCAGCCAAAGUCCGAGUCGCCUGCCAGUGCCUCGCUCUACAAGCACCAGUCUUCCAAACAACAGCUGGCAAAGGUAUCCCGCGGGUUCAAGUCCUCCUCAACCACCUCGCCCUCUAGCUCCGUUGGCUCACAGCCCUCGGCACAGCCUUCUUCCAGGAGCUCCGAACCCUCUUCAACCCCUUCGCCACCCCCCAAGCGCAGACGACUGGUGCGCGGUCGAAACCCAAACAACCCCCCGAGUUCCUCGCAGAUCGCUCAAUCAACUCCUCAGCUGGUCAGCCUGAUCAGCGAUGACGACGACGAGGACGAUGACGUUGACGAUACCUCCAACGAUAAGGACGGUGGAGAUAACUUUGUCUUGGAUCAGCGGGACGAGUCUUCCGGGGAUGAGAGCGAGACAGACGGCAGAUCACCCGGGAAGAUUACUUCGUCCGCGGCGUUGGUGGGAUCCAAGCGCAAGGACAAAAUACUACAGUACCUCGGGGUCUGCUCUGUGGAGAGCCUCAUGGCGGACGCUAAGAUUCAGCGAGACGGUGCAAAGCACAUGAUCGACAGGCGACCAUUCUACACAGUAGAGGACAUAAAGGCCGUCACCAAGUUCAAGACGUCGCGCGGCAAGAAGGUCAAGUACGCCCUCGGUCAGGAGGUCUUUGACGAGCUUGUCCAGUACAUGAAGCGACUAGAUGCAAUCGACCGGGUGGUGGAAUACUGUGAUGGUCAGGGCUACAGGAUCAGGACCAAGAUUGGCUCGUGGAAGAUGGAUCAGAUGGGCAAAACGAAAGGCACAUCCGUGGCAAACGACGACAUCCUCCCGUUCCCUCGCGAGCCAAAGGCAAUGCGGGACCACUGUACCAUGCAGCCUUAUCAGCUGUUCGGCAUGAACUGGAUGUGGCAGUUGUACGGUCAGCGCUUUGGAGGCAUCCUCGCUGACGACAUGGGGCUGGGAAAGACCUGCCAGGUCGUAGCGUUCAUGGCCCUGCUCAAGGACCAGUUCGACGCCGGUUACUUUCAGGAGAGGCCCUGGCCCAACUUGGUCAUCGUCCCACCCUCUGUCUUGGAGAACUGGGAGAACGAGUUUGAAAAGUUCGCUCCCGACCUGUCUGUCAUCAGGUACUCCGGCAAACCUGGCGAGCGCGACGAGCUUGCGCUUGACAUCCGGGCAUCGCCUGAAGAAUAUCAUGUCAUCCUCACCUCAUACUCGCAGAUGAGCCGUUUUCGGGAUGUGAGCGCCAUGAACAAGAUCGGCAUCAAUGCAGCAAUCUUCGACGAAGGUCACAAGCUGAAAAACCCCAACGCCCAGAUCUACAAGGACCUCAUCAAAAUCGACGCAGCCUGGAAGCUCAUCAUGACCGGUACACCUAUUCAGAACAACAUCAUGGAGAUGGUUUCGCUCCUGAAUUUCCUCUCCCCAAAUGUUUUCCUUCGGUACAGCGAGCAUCUUCAGGAGCUCUUCGUGCAGAAAGCAUCGCUUCAACAGGUGUCUGAGGGUGCGGUACUCCUGAGCGACCGGGUCAAGCGCGCACGGAGUAUACUGGAGCCGUUCAUCCUGCAGCGGACUAAGGAGCAGGUCUUGACCACCAUGCCUGCAAAGACCCGCAAGGCGGUCUACUGCGACAUGGACGACAGCCAGAAGGCGCUUUAUGACGACUUCGUACAGAAGUUUCGCAACGCUAAGCUUCACAAAGCCGCCAGUGGGGGCCGCAAGAAUGACAUGAACAAUCCAUGGAUCCAGCUUCGCAAAGCCGCCAUCCACCCGCAGCUCUUCCGCCGCUUCUUUACCGACGAGAAGUGCGAAAAGAUGGCGAAGGUCUUGAUGAGGUCUGUGGACCAAGACAUUUUGAGGCAGCCGGAUCUGACACAUCUGACGAACGAGCUGAAAAAUGAGUCUGACUUCCAGCUCCACCUCUGGUGCCGUGACUACCCUUGCAUCCGCAGCUUGGACUGCCCCGAGGACACGUGGUUGAAGAGCGGCAAGGUCCAGAAGCUCUUGGAGCUCAUCGGCGUAUACCAGAAGCACGGCGACCGGGUCCUCGUGUUCUCACGUUUCGCGAUGGUCCUUUCCAUCCUCGAAGAGUGUCUCGCACAGGCUGGCAUCAGACACCUCGUUCUGCAGGGAGAGACCAAGGUUGCUGAGCGCCAGCAGCUCAUCGACCAGUUCAACGAGGACACCACAAUUACAGUCUUCCUCUUGACGACCAAGGCGGGCGGCACGGGAAUCAACCUGACUGCCGCCAACAAGGUCAUUCUGUUCGACCAGUCGGACAACCCACAGGAUGACAUCCAGGCGGAGAACCGUGCCCACCGCCUGGGCCAGCAGCGCGAGGUAGAGAUCAGCCGUCUCCUGUCCAAGGGCACCAUCGAUGAGCUGAUCUACAAGGCGUGCCAGCGCAAGCUGGAGCUGGCCGGCCAGAUCACUGGCCAUCACGAGGAGAUCUCUGGCGCAGAUGUAGAGGCCGAGGUCUCCAAGAUACUUCUCAACGAGUAAAGAGUUGUGAAAAAGCAAGUCCAAGAAGGAAAAGAAAAAGGAAAAAGACAGAAGAGCAUUCAUAAAACGUACGCGCAAGGCAGCAUGCAGUUGGCGUUGUAGACAGGCGUCGGGUUUCUGAUUGCGAUACCCUCCCCCUUGCAUCUGUUAUAGACGCGUGUAGACUCAUUACAAUGGUCAAUAAUACGAUAAUCUCA